AUGCUGAAUCUAGUAUCAUUUGAGACGCCGCCUCUUGGAAGGCAGGAGAGAUCAGCUAAUACUACCAUCACCGCAACCGCAACAGCGGCCAUCAGGGGAAAGGAAGAAAGCUCCAGCAACACUUGCUUCCAUGGACAUCUGGACCUCAGUCUUGGCAUCUCCUUGUUUCAUGGUGGUGGCGGCGGCUGCGACGCAUCCAGCUGUGAUGGAAGCAAGGAAAGCUAUGGUGGUCUACAGGGCAGCCGUGAUGACAAGGACAACAUUCGUUUCAUGAACAGCGGCACCACCACUGCAAAUGUGAUUACCGCAGGGCACCGCCAUCAUGUCGGUGAUUUGACGGCAUCAUCAGGAUCAGGAGGAGGUGGCUGGGCAGCGGCGUUCAUGCCGAGCCCGACCGGCUUCAUGCAUCCAUGGAGCCUCGCCGCACGGCAGCAGAAGGCUGCUGCCGAGCAAGACCGGACGCCUCCAACCACUUACAUGUCAAGUGAUGACCGUGUGGCCACAUCGCCGUCGGCCGUCGGCUGGCCGCCGGUGCACACCACCCGGCGCAACAUCGUCACCGCCAUGCAAGUAACCAAGACUGGCGCCACCGCCGCCGACGGACCCGAAAGCACGACGACGACGCACGCCGCAGCCGGCGGCGAGAAGAACGUGGCGGCGCCACCGAUGACGGACAGCACGGUGGCGGCGACACUACGGCCGGCGCCGGCGAACAUGUUCGCCAAGGUGCACAUGGAGGGCUACGCGAUUGGCAGGAAGAUCAACCUGAGGGCCCAAGGCGGCUACGACUCCCUCUCCAGGGUGCUCACCACCAUGACAACAAACUUCUUCUGCCCCGCAGACUGUUCAGGUGCAGGCACGGGAGAAAAAGAUGCUCCUAAUAGUGACAAGUUCAUAUUCCUGUAUGAAGACUUUGAGGGUGACCGAAUGCUGGUUGGUGACGUUCCAUGGGAAUUAUUCCUAGCAUCUGCUAAAAGAUUGUACAUUGUCCGAAACCCAGCACCAAGUGACAAAGGUCAAGGUGAAGGUGACAGAAAAUAUAAAACCAAAGAACGAACAAAUGACUGA
Miscanthus lutarioriparius is the source of this 1068-nucleotide messenger RNA. The record is from the annotation of a GenBank genome assembly. Lineage: Eukaryota; Viridiplantae; Streptophyta; Magnoliopsida; Poales; Poaceae.